AUGAACUGGAAAUCCCCGAGCUCAAGCACUAGCGGCUCCUCUAGCUGUGACGGUGAUGGCAGCUACUACUGUGGUGAGUUGACCAAAGGAGGCAGUUUCCUGGAUCAACUGCUGGCGAUCCUGUACCGCACCUACCGUCAGACGCUGCGCACCAAGGCGAUUCUGUUUAUGGAGAUGUUUCUGCCGCUCAUGUUCAUCGUCAUUACGCUGAUUUUGUGGGCUGUAUGGCUGCCGUUCCAAGGCCAUUCGAGGCAGUUUAUUGACUACAUGCCCUCCGUGUCUUCUUCUGCCCUGCUGCACAAACAACUCGCCUGCUUCAACAGUACGGAGGGGGGGCCGAUUCCUGGACUGUGCGACUGUUCGUGGCUGACAAUGCUCAGCAAUAGUACGGUCUUGUGCGAUGGCAACUACGACACGAUCCCGUAUAAAAACCUCUGCUACGUCGACCUCCCCUUUGAUUUCAGCCACACAAAAGUCAACGGCUACCCCGUUGGAAACAUUACAGGGGCGAGUAAGCUUGUGCAGGUGUGGAUCAACUCCUACAACACUACCUUGUUUGUGAUCCCGACGCUUGAUGAGGUGAUCAUUUUCCACUGGCUGGCUCGGAUCGGAAGGUCAACAACCAAGGCCAAUGGCAACCUCCUCUCCGCUAGCAUCGCAGCUGGCUUGAUGCCCAACUCGAAGCAGUCGUCUGUUUUGUGCUCUGGUGCCCUGUACUUCGUUGGCAACGCUGCGCAGGUGAACCCGCUGCUUGAUUACUUCCGACAGAUGUCAGUUCUCUUCGACGAGGUCUACGGUGGCAUCUACGCUACAGCAGCAGAGGCUGAGGCCACUGUACGCGCGACAGAAUGGAAUUGGGCCAUUAUCGAGCUCAACGGCUUCGACGCUAACGCGUUCGAUGUGAGCAUCCGCAUGAACUCGACCGCACUACCGACGUUUGACGCUCCGUACGACAAGAGCUACGGCGGCGGUUUCUACAGCAGUCGCGCCGACCUCUAUGCUGUCGCCGGGUUUCUGUCCCUUCAGCAGAUCAUCACGGAGUACUACCUGAAACUGGUCGUAGGGAAUGCUACCAUCGGCCCAGACUUACCGGUUGAUCACUACUUAGCCGUCGCUGGCUACCCCUCCUUCAUUACGCAGCCCCUCCUCACCACUGCCAGCAUAUUGCUACCGCUCAUCUUUGUCAUGGCGUAUCUCUACCCCGUCUCGCAGUUCACCAAGCGUAUUGUGCUAGAGAAGGAGCUGCGUAUUCGCGAGGCCAUGCAGAUCAUGGGGCUCGGCAACACCCCGAUCUAUAUUUCAUGGUACAUCGCCUUCUUCUUGCCAAAUUUCCUAGUCACAAUCGUCAGCCUCAUCGUGAUUCGGCUGACGUACAUCACGAUUACGAACAGCCUCAUCCUGUUCCUCGUGUACUACCUCUACCUCAUCACCUGCGUGCCCCUGGCCGGGUUCUUCUCUGCCUUCUUUAGCAAAGCCCGCCUCGCCUCUUUGCUGACGCCGCUCAUUUACUUCGUGUUUGCCAUGCCGGCGUUCGCGAUCCAGAGCGCCAAUACAGCCAUCAUAGCCGUCUUCUGCAUCUUCCCUCCCACGGCAUACGCCGUUACGAUGCUCGGUAUUAUCAAUCACGAGAUAGCUGGCGGCUUUUCGAACGCCAGCUGGCACGACGCUCUCGAUAUACCGCCGGUCUAUCUGGCCAUCACAAUGAUGGCGGUGGACUUCCUCUUCUUCAAUCUGCUGAUGCUGUACCUCGACAACGUCAUGCCGAAGGAGUGGGGCACGCCAAGACACCCGCUCUUCUUCAUCAUGGACCCGGUGCGGUGGUGCUUCAACUCCAAGCCCCAGCGCCUCGAGGGCGGCGCCGACGGCCGCGCCGAGAACGGCGUGUUCGAGGACGCUGACGACUCAGAGGCUGCGGUGCAGAUUGUUGGGCUGCGCAAGGAGUACUUGCGCGGCGGCAGGACGUUCGUUGCGGUGAACAACCUGUACUGGGGGAUGCGCGAGGGCGAGAUCUCGGUGCUGCUGGGGCACAACGGCGCCGGCAAGACGACGGUGCUGAACAUGAUGACGGGGAUGGCGGAGCCAGACGCGGGCGACUGCUACAUCUACGGCAGCUCUGUCCGCACUCAGCUGCACCGAGUACGGCAGCAGAUCGGCUACUGCCCGCAGCACAACAUCCUGUGGCCGGAGCUGACGUGCCGCGACCACCUGGAGUUCUUUGGGCGGAUCAAGGGGCUGCGCGGGUGGGAGCUGGAGAAUGCUGUCUGUCGGAUGCUGUACGAGACAGAUCUGCUGGACAAGAUGGACCAGCCCGCGAAGAGCCUGUCGGGCGGGCAGAAGCGUAAACUGUCCGUCUCCAUCGCCUUCGUGACCUGCAGUCGACUGAUCUUCUUGGAUGAGCCGACAGCAGGCAUGGACGUUGGUGCGCGCCGAUACACGUGGGAGCUGCUGCGCCGCAUGUCAGAGGCGCACACCAUCAUGCUGACGACGCACUACAUGGACGAGGCAGAUCUGCUGGGUCACAAAAUCGGGAUCAUGAGCCAGGGCUGUCUCAAGUGCUCCGGCAGCAGCCUGUUUCUCAAGAGCCGUCUCGGCCUUGGGUACAGCAUUACGAUGUCCCUCCGCGACGAUGCUUCUUUGGACCGAAUCGCAAAGCUGGUGAAGUCCUCAGUGGGCGGCGCGCACGAGCUUGGAGGGAGCGGGUGUGAGGUGAUGUAUCGACUGCCUAACGAGUGCGUCGAACAGUUUCCGGCGUUUCUGGAUCGUCUGGAGGCCCUGCAGGACAACAUCGGUGUUCGUGGCUACUCGCUGUCGGCGACGACGCUGGAGGAGAUAUUUCUUCGCUUGUCGAACGAGGACAUGGAACGGCUACGCAGGGACGACCCUCUUCUGCAAAUGCCUCCGGAGGUCAUCGCUGCUCAGGAGGACCUCAUCUGGAACUGCGAGGUCGUAGAGGGACGACGGGCGAUGUUAUGGUCGCAGUUCAAGGCGAUGAUGACGAAGCGCUUGUGGAAUGGCAUGCGGGACCGCAAGAUGCAAUUUUUCCAGAUAGUGUGCCCGGUGAUUUGCGUUCUUACGGCGAUGCUGCUCUCGCUCAUCUCACUCAGUGGCCUUGACGCCAUCACGCUGAACAAGGAGAUCUACCCCGGAGAGGUGGUGGUGGAGAUGAACGGCUGUGAGGAGCUGCUAGGCCCCAACGCUUCCUUUGACAACUUUACCGUGCGGCACCAACACUACAUGAAUGCGAGGAACGUGUCUGUUUAUAUGGUGGACACAUUUUUAUCUCAGCCCACGCUGCGCGUGGAGGGGCUCGUGUGCCGCGAUCCGGAUUGGGCAAACGUGGUGAAGGUGCAGAACAAUGUGAUACACAUAUUGAACUCAUCCACCUAUCACCAGGGGCCGAUCUCCGUAAACUCCGUGUACCAGGCACUCUACAAGAAGUACACGGGCAAAGGUGCGCGCUUUAAGCUGGUCGCUGGCACAAUGCCGCGGACCAAGAACGAGAAGGUGACGCAGGACGCGCUCAAGACAAUUCUCAUGGGCGCCAUUAUCAUGAUUCCGUUCACGUUUCUGCCGUCGAACGUGGUGGCGUGGGUGGUGAAGGAGCGGGAGUGCAAAGCACGGCACUUGCAGAAUGUCUCAGGGCUGAGCUUCUACAUCUACUGGCUCACGAAUUUUCUCUUUGAUAUCGUCGCCUACAUCAUCUCCAUGUGUCUCAUCCUCAUCAUCUUCGCGUGCUUCAGCCGCGAUGAGUACGUGGCCAACGAUCGUAUCGGCGCUGUGUUCGUAUUGUUCUUCAUGUACGGUCUCUCGAGCACCACCACGGGGUACAUGUGCAGCUUCUUCUUCGACGAACACUCCAACGCUCAAACGAUUGUGAUGGCGGUCAGCUUUGUCGCCGGUUUUCUUCUCGUCAUGAUAGUGUACAUCAUGUCUCUCCUCACACCGACCAUGAGGGUAGCCAAGACUGUCAAGUGGAUCACGCGCGCCGUGCCGAGCUUUGCCAUUGGUGAGGGUAUCAUCAACAUGGCGAUGCUGAAGCAGCAGCAGACGGCCCUCGAAGAUUUGACGGCGUGGUCGAUGGACACGAUCGGGUGGGCGUGUGUGUACAUGGCAGUCGAGUUUCCGGUUUUCUUCGCAAUCACCCUCUUCAUUGACCACCCUCGACGGCGCAUGUGGGGUCAGCGUAAUAGCUACGAUGUCGACGCCGCGCCACAGAUGGUGUCGGAAGAGGACUCCGAUGUGGAAGAGGUGCGUGAGGAGGUGUACCAGCAGGAGGCGGAGGGUGUCAACGAUGACAUGGUGCGCGUGGUGGACCUGCGAAAGGUAUACGCCAACGGCAAAGUGGCGGUGCGCAACGUGACGUUUUCGGUGGUCCCCGGUGAGGUGUUUGGCUUUCUCGGCACGAAUGGUGCCGGCAAGACGACGACGAUCUCGAUGCUGUGCCAGGAGUUCAUACCGACGAGCGGCAGCGCGUACGUGUGCGGGUACGACAUUGUCAGUGAGAGCGAGCAGGCACUCCAGUGCAUCGGGUACUGCCCGCAGUUCGACGCGACGCUGGACCUGCUGACGGUGGAGGAGCACCUGCGCCUAUACGCUGGCGUUCGAGGUAUUCGUUACGAAGACCGCGAUGGCGUCGUCGAUGCCUUGCUGCGCAUGUGCGAACUUUCCACGUAUCGCCACACACUGUCCUCGGAGCUUUCGGGCGGCAACCGGCGCAAGCUGUCUGUGGCCAUAUCCCUCAUUGGUGGCCCAAGCGUAGUCUUUCUCGAUGAGCCGUCGGCCGGCAUGGACCCCGUGGCGCGGCGCGGGUUGUGGAACACAAUCGAGAAGGUAGCGGACAACAGCUCCAUUGUGCUGACGACGCACCACCUGGAGGAGGUGGAGGCGCUUGCGCAUCGCGUGGCAAUCAUGGUGGACGGCACUCUGCGGUGCCUUGGCGACAAGACGCACCUCAAGAAGAAGUUCGGCACGGGCUUUGAGAUGAGCAUCCGUGUGCAUUCAGAUGACGACAUGUCUGAUGUGCAUGUAUGGGUGAAAGAAAUGUUCCCCGGGGCGACAAUGAAUGAGUGGAAGGGCCAGAGGUUUGUCUACACGUUGCCGUCCAACGUCGCCCUCUCGCAAGUAUUCCGCCUGCUGCAGCAGAACAAGGAGAGGCUCAACAUGACGGACUACAGCGUGUCGCAGACCUCGAUCGAGCAGGUCUUCCUGAGGAUCAGCGGAGAGCUGGAGGAGGCGACAGCGUUUCGUUUCACGCUGGAGGACACCCUCGCGCUGAGAGGCAAGAAGCGCUCUUAG
Molecule: messenger RNA, 5295 nt
Organism: Leishmania braziliensis MHOM/BR/75/M2904
Lineage: Eukaryota; Euglenozoa; Kinetoplastea; Trypanosomatida; Trypanosomatidae
Product: putative ABC transporter
Exons: 1
Coding region: 1-5295 (1764 amino acids)
Biological process (GO): lipid transport; transmembrane transport
Cellular component (GO): membrane; intracellular membrane-bounded organelle
Molecular function (GO): ABC-type transporter activity; ATP hydrolysis activity; lipid carrier activity
Source: RefSeq, a predicted model, not a curated record